Messenger RNA from Paramecium tetraurelia, 966 nucleotides. RefSeq lists its product as uncharacterized. The record is from RefSeq and is a predicted model, not a curated record. NCBI's taxonomy places the organism in Eukaryota, Ciliophora, Oligohymenophorea, Peniculida, Parameciidae. The transcript is spliced from 4 exons.
AUGUUAAAAAGUUAAUCAACAGAACUAUUUGUCAGUCCUGAGGAAUUACAGAGAAUCACAUUCUUUGCCACUCAGAAUCAAAGAAACAGCCAUAAAUCCAAUAUCCCCGCUGCCAAACAGGAGGAAUACACCUUUAAGCCUCAGGUAAGAAAUAAUGGGACAAUUAAUCGUAGAUCAACAAGAAAUCAGCCACCAUCCAAAGAACAGUUGAUGAUCUCCUAAGAUGGAAUGAAAGGAAAUCACAAAGAUUGCAACAGUGCUAUGAUGAUACUGUAAAUGUGCAUCCCAAUCAAAUAGACAUAAGAAUUGCAAUAGAAUGCCAACCGCUUGACACACGAAGUUGACACAAAUUAGCCGAGUGUUUUCGAGAGAUUGUAUGUAGUAAGGAAGAGUAAUGAAACCAUUUAAUAGACCACCAAGCGUAAUACCUCCGACUCGCAUCCUUACUUCACCAAGAAUAUGUCCAACACACUUUACUCUGAAUACAAAAAGUAAAUCAGUGGCUCUCCAGAAUAACAAGAGAGUGAAUAUCAACAAGUCUAAGAAUAAGAAGUACCAACUCCCCAAAAAGCAUGUCUGCCCAACAGAUUCUAUUUUGAUCAAUCAGAACAGCAACAAAAUACUGAACCUGAGCCCAAAGUCACAAUUCCAUAGCACAUGUUUGUAGAUUUUAGAUAACAAAUCAAAUAGAUUAAUGAGGAACCAGAACCAGUACCUUCCAAAAAGCCUUUGAAUAGGAAAGAGAUAGAUCUCAUGGUGGAAAGAAUGAACAAUUGGCUUCAAAAAAGAAACUAUAAGGUCUAAGAACAAUGGGAUAGACAAAUCCAAAAUGAAUCCAACGAAUGUACUUUCUAUCCAAAACUUAGCUGCGUCAAACAACCAAAAGCACAGCAAUCUAUACAAAAUUCUCAAAGAGUUUCAUAACAAUCCUCAUAUUCCAAUUUAUUCAAAAGCAAGAACAAUUGA